This is a messenger RNA of Pteropus alecto (black flying fox), 2136 nucleotides long. RefSeq names its product forkhead box O1 (gene FOXO1). Bases 296 to 1999 code for a protein of 567 amino acids. Gene Ontology annotation, cellular component: nucleus. Lineage: Eukaryota; Metazoa; Chordata; Mammalia; Chiroptera; Pteropodidae. The record is from RefSeq and is a predicted model, not a curated record. Gene Ontology annotation, molecular function: RNA polymerase II cis-regulatory region sequence-specific DNA binding; DNA-binding transcription factor activity, RNA polymerase II-specific. The transcript has 4 exons. Gene Ontology annotation, biological process: insulin receptor signaling pathway; regulation of transcription by RNA polymerase II.
CAGCAGGAGCGCGGCGCCGGCGCCGUCCUGGCCGGGCGACCCUGGCCUGCCGUCCCGUCGGUGCAGUGGACCCGGAGGAACCUAGAUGUUGAUGGACUCGUGAAGUUAAGUUCUGGGCUCGCGCUUCCACUCCGUCGCGCCUUACUCCUGGUUUCCGUCUGCUGGCAGCAGCGACCUCGCCGCUCCCCCUCCCGAGUCUCGGACCGGCUCUUCGCGCCCCGUCCCCCUUGGCCCCCGGUGCUGCGAUCUACCCUUUCUUGGCUCUCCCGCGGCUGGGGGAGGGGCGGGGGUCACCAUGGCCGAAGCGCCCCAGGUGGUGGAGAUCGACCCGGACUUCGAGCCGCUGCCACGGCCGCGGUCAUGCACCUGGCCGCUGCCCAGGCCGGAGUUUAGCCAGUCCAAUUCGGCCACCUCCAGCCCGGCGCCGUCGGGCAGCGGGGCGCCCCCAGCGGCCGCGGGGCCGCUCGCGGGGCAGCCGCGCAAGAGCAGUUCAUCCCGUCGCAACGCGUGGGGCAACCUGUCCUACGCCGACCUCAUCACCAAAGCCAUCGAGAGUUCGGCUGAGAAGCGGCUCACGCUGUCGCAGAUCUACGAGUGGAUGGUCAAGAGCGUGCCCUACUUCAAGGAUAAAGGCGAUAGCAACAGCUCGGCCGGCUGGAAGAAUUCAAUCCGUCAUAAUCUGUCUCUACACAGCAAGUUCAUUCGUGUGCAGAAUGAAGGAACUGGAAAAAGUUCUUGGUGGAUGCUUAAUCCAGAGGGAGGCAAGAGUGGAAAAUCCCCCAGGAGAAGAGCUGCGUCCAUGGACAACAACAGUAAAUUUUCUAAGAGCCGAGGUCGAGCUGCCAAGAAAAAAGCAUCCCUCCAGUCUGGGCAGGAGGGUGCAGGGGACAGCCCGGGGUCUCAGUUCUCUAAAUGGCCUGCCAGCCCUGGCUCUCACAGCAAUGAUGACUUUGAUAACUGGAGUACAUUUCGCCCUCGAACUAGCUCAAAUGCUAGUACUAUUAGUGGGAGACUCUCUCCCAUUAUGACCGAACAGGAUGAUCUAGGAGACGGGGAUGUGCAUUCUAUGGUGUACCCACCAUCCGCUGCAAAGAUGGCUUCCACUCUCCCCAGUCUGUCUGAGAUAAGCAAUCCUGAAAACAUGGAAAACCUUUUGGAUAAUCUCAACCUUCUCUCAUCACCAACGUCAUUAAAUGUUUCAACUCAGUCUUCACCUGGCACCAUGAUGCAGCAGACACCAUGCUACUCGUUCGCGCCGCCAAACACCAGUCUGAAUUCACCCAGUCCAAACUUCCAAAAAUAUACCUACGGCCAAUCUAGCAUGAGUCCUUUGCCCCAGAUGUCAAUGCAAACUCUUCAGGACAACAAAUCGAGCUAUGGAGGUAUGAAUCAGUAUAACUGCGCACCAGGACUCUUGAAGGAGUUACUUACUUCUGACUCUCCUCCCCACAAUGACAUUAUGACACCAGUUGAUCCUGGGGUGGCCCAACCCAACAGCCGGGUCCUUGGCCAGAAUGUGUUGAUGGGCCCUAAUUCGGUCAUGUCAACCUAUGGCAGCCAGGCGUCUCAUAACAAAAUGAUGAGUCCUAGCUCCCACCCCCACCCUGGACACGCUCAGCCCACAUCUGCAGUUAAUGGGCGUGCCCUGCCCCACGCAGUAAGCACCAUACCCCACAGUGCGAGUAUGAACCGCCUGGCCCAGGUGAAGACAGCUGUACAAGUGCCUCUGCCCCACCCCAUGCAGAUGAACACUCUUGGGGGCUACUCCUCGGUCAGCAGCUGCAAUGGCUAUGGCAGGGUGGGCAUUCUCCACCAGGAGAAGCUCCCCAGUGACUUGGACGGCAUGUUUAUCGAGCGCCUGGACUGCGACAUGGAGUCCAUCAUUCGGAAUGAUCUCAUGGAUGGAGAUACUUUGGAUUUUAAUUUUGACAAUGUGUUGCCCAACCAAAGCUUCCCUCACAGUGUCAAGACGACGACACAUAGCUGGGUGUCAGGCUAAGAGUAAGUUAGUGAGCAGGCUAUCCUUAAGAGUACUUCAGAUUGUCUGACAGCAGGAACUGAGAGAAGUCCAAAGAUGUCCUUCACUCCACCUUUUCAUUUUCUUGAUUAAAAAAAAAAAAAAAAAAAAAAAAAAAA